AUUAAAUUGUAUAUAAUUGUUUUUAUAAUUAUGUACCGAUCAUAAUAAUUUCGAGAGCCGUCGCGGCGGUGUCCAUGCAUAAACAUGCGAAAAAGAACAUUUAGAUGACGUGAUCGCCUCGAAGUCGGAACUGAAGGGGAGAGAAGAAAAAAACAGAAUAACUUUGUCGUUCGGCAUGUGUUGCACUUUUACCUCUCUGCCGUGCACCGUUUCAACAGAGACAGAAUAAACAAAAAAAAAUAGAAAUAACGCCUAUACUUUUUGUUUAUUCUUUGUCUUACACUAUCGCGACAGCAGCGGUAGACGGAGAGGUAAAAACCAAGUGCAUUUGCUUCGCGAACUGGGUUGGAACAGACGUGUAAGUUGCAACUGUAAUUUUGUUCGAAUUGUAAAUUUUGCAGUUGUACCUUAGAUUCCUAACAUGUAUUUGUAAAAAUAGAUAAGCAUAUGAGAUUAUUAGAACGUUGUUACAUAUAAAAUUUGUUAUUUUUUACUUUUUUUUUGGAGUAAUAGUGGUAGUAGUGCUAGAGCCGUUUAUCGUAAGCUGGCUGAUUUUAAAAAAUGCCAGAGGCGUUUAUCGUGAGCUGGUUAUUUGCAAAAAAGUGUUACAAACGAUUAUCAUGAGCUAACUAAUUUUUAUUUUGCUGUCAGAGGCAUAAAUUUUUAAGCGUAAUUUACACGGAGCGUCUCUUAUUCAUUUUUUAACAAGCGUCUUAAUUUGUUAGCAAAUUCACUGAUAAAAUUGCUGAUUUUCUUAUUCGUCAACGUCUACAAUUUUAAAAUCGUAUUUAUUAAUCACUAUCUUAAAGUUGAACAUUUUCAAUUUUAUUGCUCUUGUCAAACGAAUGAUACUAGUAUAAAAAGUCUCUGUGUUCAACUAUUUUCAUGUUGAUGAUAAGCAAAUGAAGUCGCUAGCAGUUGUCAUGGCGUCACAGAAUGAUAUAACUCGAGCUGCCGUUGUCAAACGAAAGAACUUUAAUUUAAUACAAACUAGUCGUGAAUUUAUUAUUUUUUAUUUUGUAAUUUUAAUCUCACAAUUGUAAUCAACCUCAAAAACUUAUAAUUUCAAUGUUUCGUUCAAUAAAAAAAUAUGCUCAUCAAAGUGUUAAUAUAAAAAGACAAGAGCCUUAAAAAAUGUUUUCUUUACAAAAAAUAUUUCUAGGAAUAUGCAUAUUAUUGCAUAGAAAAGUAAAAAUUAUUGUUACAUUAAGACAUAUUUUUUUUACAUAAAAGUUAUUAUUACAUAAAAGAAUAAAUCUCGAAAUUUUUCUUCGUGCAUACGGAAGUUAUUUUUUUCAGAAGAUCAUGAAGUAUCAUUGCUAUUUGUGAUUUUUUAAAAUUUCUAUUUCAAAGUUCUGUAAUUUCUUGAAUAAUAAAUGAGUUUUCGAAUUUUAAGAUAUAUUGUUUUUACUUUAUCAGUUUAACGUAAAUUUUUAUAAAGGCUCCGUUAUACAUAUAUGGAGAACACGAAAAAAACACGUACACGUAUAUGAAUGUUCAAACAACAAAUGUUGAAAUAUUAACGACCACGCUGCGACUUUAAAACUGUAGACGCUAUAUAGCAAAGAGAAAACGCUAAAACGCUGGCGACUUUGUUAACAACGUUUAAAUGAUUUAAUACUAGCGAAUUUUAUUGGUCAGAAAUUUGGUUUAGAAGAGCGAUAAGCUGGCGAUAAAAGACGCCAGCAGCAAGCGUCGAUAGUUGCUUUGUGUAAAUAACGCUUAACACGUCGCUUUUUCACCGUCACAGAUGUUUCGUGCGUGUAAAAGAAGCAUCAUUCAUAAUCUCGCCAUCGCAUUGUCGCAUAAUCUCGAAAUCAUAGUGAUCGAGAUUAAAGAAACUAAAUUUUGUAAAAAUGCUACACUUGACUUUAAUUGUUUUUGACCGUGACUGUUUCGCUUAAUUCUUUUAUGUGGUUUAGAAAAUUUUAAUAAGCAUUUCUAUGAAAAGUGAUUAUCUAAUUUUAAAAAGCACAAAUGUGAAUUUAUAAAAGUGUGAUAGAGUUUCGUGAAUUUUUGUACCUUUAUCAAAUUUAUGAUAAAGCGAAUAAAUUUUAAGUAAGCAUUCUCUAUUUCUGUUUUUUUACAGUUGAAUAUCUUACUUGUCUUGCAAACACAAACUGAUCUUUAAGAUUUCGCAGUCUUAAAAUCUUCCAAAGAAUCAACCUGUAUUAAAUAAUUUAACGCUCGUUAAAUUUCUGUGGGAUGUUGGAUAAUUCGUGUGCGACGGAAAAUAAUUGCAUUUAAUAUUUUGUGCCAAAUUGUAAAUUUUACAAGUCUAUUUAUUCAAGUUCCUGAAUUUUAAAUGAAAAAGAGUGCCGAUGGCAACAACAUAUAAAAUCUAUCGAAUGUAAAUAUCUGAUUGCUGAUUUUUGCUUUAAAACUCGAGGCGCAAUUGUUACGGGAGUACAUUCGGGUUGUGAACGUAUAGCAAAUGCUUGUAAUAAUACAUUAUAAAAGCGUGGAGGAGGGGUAAUAAACUUAAAAUUUUCUUUGAAUGCUUGGCAUGUGAGCCAUUCGAUGUCUCUCGGCACGAGUCGCACUCGUGGUCGUCAAACCACAUAGUAAUUAUCCGACCUCAUGGGUUUUUUAAAACUCAGUAGUGAAGAUCUGAAGCGUGCAUGGGGACCUCAUGUGGAGGACCCGAGGCCGUUCAGACUAAAAAGACGCCGGUGACAGUAUGAAAACUGUAGAAAGGUCGAGAAAAAUUGAGAAUAUUGACCGACCGUUUUUCUCCACGCUCACUCAACGUUUAGCAUAUGCAUGUGUGAGUCGAAGGGAGGGGAGAAAAAACAUUGGCAAAUCAAAUGUGUCCUUGCGUGGGACAGUUUUUUUUUUCUAGGUCAGAAUCUUUGGGACCGUCGUAAGGGAAGGUGCAUACAGUUCGCGAGUGCUGUAGCAUUGUAUUUAGAAUAAAAGUAAAGCAUUGUUCGCAUUCAAACUUAUUCUGAAAAUCGUUUCUCCUUGUCUAUUACAGCAAUGGAUUUGAUGGAUAAUCGGCCAACGUUUGACUUGGUCGAUUGGAUCAUAUUCAUCGGCAUGUUGGGCGUCUCUACCCUAAUAGGCAUUUAUCACUAUUAUGCAUCCAGGAAAAAGGUGGACGCCGUGGGAGAGUACCUUGUAGGUGGCCAAAAGAUGUCUGUAUUUCCGAUAAGCAUGUCUUUAAUAGCAAGCUACAUAUCGGGUAUUGCGUUGCUGGGAUUGCCGGCCGAAAUGUACGUUUACGGAACGCAAUUUUGGUGCAUCGCAAUCGCGGACAGUUUUGUAUCCGUGACGAUGGCGAUCGUGUACCUACCGGUUUUCUAUGAACUCCGAAUUACGUCGAUUUAUGAGUAUCUAGAAUUAAGAUUCAAUCGAGUGGUCAGACUUAUGGGAUCUUUUAUCAUCAUCAUCCAGAUGCUGUUUUACAUACCGCUGGUGAUAUACGUGCCGGCGCUAGCCUUCAAUCAAAUGACCGGAAUGGAUCUUUACACGAUCAUGUUGAUAGUUAGCGCCGUGUGCAUCUUCUAUACGACGAUGGGGGGCUUAAAGGCUGUCGUUUGGACGGAUACUAUUCAGACGGUGCUGAUGUUCGGCGCCGUCAUCCCCGUUGCUGCACUCGGCACCGCCAGAGUCGGUGGCGUGGCGGAGGUGUGGAGAAGAAAUGUCGAGACAGAGAGAAUUGAAUUCUUCAACAUGGAUUUGAAUCCUACGAUAAGGCACACUUUCUGGAGCGUAGUAGUUGGCAAUUAUUUAAAUUGGCUGGCCAUGUGUACGGUGAACCAAGCGACGGUGCAACGAUGCCUGGCGAUGUCGAACUUAAGGAAGACCAAUAUGGCAAUUAUCAUAAUGACCGUAGGUAUAACGUGUAUUAUGUCGUUAUGUUGCUACACAGGAAUAGUCAUCUACGCGGUUUUUUAUGACUGCGAUCCGAUUACAACAAAGCAAAUAAGAAGGCGUGAUCAGCUGUUACCAUAUUUCGUGAUGGUGUUAUCAAAAGCCAUACCAGGCUUACCGGGAUUAUUCGUUUCCGGUUUAUUCAGUGCGGCAUUGAGCACAAUGUCGACCGGAUUGAAUUCCAUGUCAUGUGUAAUCUACGAAGACAUGAUCAAGCCGUGUCUUCGUAAGCCGAUUUCCAAUGUUGGCGCGAGCCGCGUAAUAAAAGCCACGGUUGUUAUAAUAGGAGUCAUUUGCAUGGGUUUUGUAUUUAUUGUGGACAAGUUGAGCGGUUUAAUUCAGUCUUGGAAAAGCUUGACCGCAAUAACUGGCGGGCCCUUACUUGGAAUGUUUACGUUGGGUAUGCUGUUUCCAAUGGCCAACUCUAAGGGAGUGUUCGUCGGUGCGUUUGUUAGUCUGAGCUUGGUCGCUUGGAUAUCGUUCGGGACACAAGCGGCGAUCUCUAACGGAUCGAUUUACUUCCCGGUGAAACCAGUAUCGAUAGACGGAUGCACCGAAUCGUUGAGAAGUACCGCUGGAAACCUCACGACAAUCGUCGAAACCACUGUCAGAGAACAACCUUUCUUUCUGUACAGAAUGUCGUAUCUCUGGUACACGUUGGUAGGUUUCCUAAUUACAAUUUUAAUAGGCCUGCUAGUCUCCUGGUUCACUGGUCCGUCUAAAUAUAGUUGCGCGGACAAGAGAUUAUUUACACCCGUUGUACACUGUUUUUUAAGCUCGAGAAAUUAUCAAAAUAAGGUACAUAUAAUUUCGCGGCCCUCAAUCGAGCAGAAUAUCUUACAUAAUCUAAUGUAUAAUUUGUUUUACUUUUCCUUUUUCUUACAGAAUGAAGCUGAACUUGCAAAAAUGAUAAACGACGUGAAUAGUAUUACGCAAACUUCUUCAAAAUGUUAAUAUCUCUUUUCUUUGUUGCAGUUUAGCUAGACAAAAUGUAUACAACCGCACAUGUCAAAUUUGUAUUCGUGUAUUCGACUUAAUUCCGAUAUAUCAUCAAAUUACAUUUAUUAUUAUAGAAGCUACGAUUCGCAAACGUUUGACGACACAAAUGAUUUUCUUGGUAUAUAUGUAUGUUGUAAGGAUUUAAUGCAGGGAAACGUAAUUAGUUUCCUUGGGAGGCCAAAAAUUGUAAAAAUUUAAGUUAUGUAGUGGUCCGCAACAGCUAAAGAACUUAUAAGUAUAUAUUAAAUAUAU
Messenger RNA from Monomorium pharaonis (pharaoh ant), 5127 nucleotides. RefSeq names its product sodium-coupled monocarboxylate transporter 1. The record is from RefSeq and is a predicted model, not a curated record. The transcript is spliced from 12 exons. Gene Ontology annotation, molecular function: symporter activity. NCBI's taxonomy places the organism in Eukaryota, Metazoa, Arthropoda, Insecta, Hymenoptera, Formicidae. Gene Ontology annotation, cellular component: membrane. The coding region runs from base 2980 to 4830 and encodes 616 amino acids. Gene Ontology annotation, biological process: transmembrane transport; sodium ion transport.